Kickxella alabastrina is the source of this 1816-nucleotide messenger RNA. RefSeq lists its product as uncharacterized. Lineage: Eukaryota; Fungi; Kickxellomycota; Kickxellomycetes; Kickxellales; Kickxellaceae. The record is from RefSeq and is a predicted model, not a curated record. The transcript has a single exon. The coding region runs from base 56 to 1807 and encodes 583 amino acids.
CUACAGUGUUAAUUUCCCUCUUUAUCUUUUUCUCACUUUAUUUUUAUUUUCAAAUAUGCAUUCUAAUUUGUCGCAAUUUCAAACACUUCAUUGCGACAUUAUCAAUUCAAUUGUGGCGUACCUUAUUGAUCUUAGUGAAGCUCGCGAUUUUGAUAAGAUCGAUGAAGUUGGCGACAGCCACGAGAUUAUAUUAUCGGCAGGGAUCAUGCAGUGCUGCCACGCCUGGCGCAUAGUAAUUUUGGAGCGCCUCUGCCAUGAAGUCACUUUGGAAUAUUUAUCCGACGGCAAACCGGGAGGCUGGCAUUUUAAAUUUUGGCCCUACCCAAUCUGCGCACCGAGCUUCCCGAUCAACCAUCUUGUGAAGAAGGUCGUCGUGGUUGUGUGCAAUUGGCCAUUCUUGAGCGACAGACAAAGCUUGCGUAUAAUUAAGCCGCGCCAACCAAACCUCGUUUUCCUGAAUGCGCAUACGCUGACUGUCGUACUGACUGAAUGCAGAAAUGACAAAUUCUCUGACACGUAUAUGAGCGAACGCAAGGCAAGCAAGUUUGCCAAGGAUAUUAGACAGAUAGUUCCAGAGAUAAGCAAAAUAGCAAUCAAGAGUCUCUAUCCGCAUUACAGGGCCAAUCAACAGCAGUCUGGUGACCAUCUCUUGGGUAGAUUCUGCUUUGAUUUGUGUCAAGGAGUGAGUCAAGUAUCUGUUUACUCGCCCUUUCUAAAAUGGUCAAUCAAUUUAAGACCAGAGUGGUGGGUUGCUCUGGGUUGCUACAACCAUAUAGCAGUAAUCAAUCAUUGCGCCGUCUUUGAACUUAUUCGCCAGAACGCAGGCACAUUACAGUCACUGGAGCUGCAUUUGCGGAACCUCCAAGAGCGCAGAGAUCUUUUGUUUGAUUGCACUGGUCGCGCGAUGGUGUAUCCUGCGCUUGAGAAGCUUGUUAUUUCGGAUUUUAUUGGCCCUGCCGAUUCUCACCCGGCCGAUCUCGAUCGAGUGGUUCCGUUCCCGAAUCUCAAAAUCAUCAAAACAUUUUCCUUGACUCACAACGACAGCUACAUGUUUAGAGGCAACCACGAUACGCUCGAGUCCCUGUCUAUGUCACUUAACACAGGUUCGCUAAGGGUGUAUGAUCAAUGGGGCACGUUUGCUGCAGUUAAGUAUCCGCGACUCCGACAUUUUUCAUUAACUGUUCCUAUCAUUGAGGGUCAUAAUGCUGAAUCGCAAGCCGUCGCAUCGCGUUUUGCGAUUAACAUCCUUAAAGCCGCACAAUCGUCUGUGCGCACAUUGGUGCUUUUGCGUAAAGGAUUUGACAAGCAUCUACUGUGUGCGGAUAUCCAGUCGGCAGCAUGGACUAGCGGCAUCCAGUCACUCAUCUUACCACACACGGGGUUUUCUUUUACGGACAUACUGCACCUGCUUAAACACCUUCCCGCGCUGCAGGCACUUCAUAGCCAAAUUGAAUUGUCGACACAUACCAGCAACAACGACAACAGCGAUAAUCAAGCAGGCGAUUAUUUCAACAGCCCAGUUGAUGUCAUUUACAAUACACAUUAUCCGCUGGGGAAUUGCUUUAGCAGCUGGAAUAUUUUGGGUGAGGGCGAUGAGUACAACCUCAAUGUUGAGCGGUUUGUUGCACUAGUGGCUAUACUUUGCCCCAACUUUACGCACUCAUUUGCAUACAGUCGAAUUGUUAGUAAUUUUCGGGUCGUUUCAAGAUGCCCGGUUGUGCCCGAAGGCUUUGAGCUGCACAAAGAGAGACUUAAACAGGUCAAGUUCCUUGAUAUCAAUAUCAAAAAAUAUUUAUAUUUUAAAUAAAUAAAAAUG